Monodelphis domestica (gray short-tailed opossum) is the source of this 1635-nucleotide messenger RNA. The record is from RefSeq and is a predicted model, not a curated record. Lineage: Eukaryota; Metazoa; Chordata; Mammalia; Didelphimorphia; Didelphidae.
UUAGAACCAGUGGCUUUCAGAGCCCCUGUGGCUCAACUAGUGAGAGGGCAGAGUCUCAGUCCGGGGCCAAGAGAGGCUCUUGAGACUUCCUAAAAAAUGGCAAACGAAUCCAAAUGGCGCGGAGAAUCGAAAAGAAUCAAGACGGUCUCUCUGGUGCCGAUUGCGCAGGCGAUCGAAAGAAGUAGGCGCGAUCGGGAGGAGCGGCAGAAAAUAGUCCUGUGGAAGAAGCCGUUAACUACCUUGCGGUACUUCUUACUAGAAACUGUGAUUAACUUGAAGGUCUGGGCCUAUAGAGUAUGGUGGUGGCGAAGCAUCUUGCUGUUAACUCUUCUGCUAUUGAUCUCCGCCGGGACUGUCUGUUACAUCGAAGGACCUCACCAGCUGUAUGUGAGUUACUUAGAGAAAAAGAUACUGUGGUGUAGCUACUGGGUUGGUCUAGGAAUUUUGUCCUCUGUUGGCCUUGGCACUGGUCUCCAUACUUUUCUGCUCUACCUGGGCCCUCACAUUGCUUCUGUUACCCUGGCUGCUUAUGAGUGCAACACUGUUAACUUCCCAGAGCCACCCUAUCCUGAAAGGAUUACCUGCCCAGAUGAAGCUAUCCAGGAAGAGUUUAUUUCUUUAUGGGCCAUUCUGUCAAAGGUUAGGCUUGAAGCCUGUAUGUGGGGUGCGGGCACAGCCAUUGGAGAACUGCCCCCUUACUUUAUGGCCAGGGCUGCCCGAUUGUCAGAGCUUGAACCUGAUGAUGAGGAUUAUGAGGAGAUUGAAGAGAUGUUGGAAGAUCCCGAUUCUCCCCAAGACUUUGCUUCUUGGGCUAAGAAAGCUAUACAGACCCUGGUGAAAAAGGUUGGAUUUUUUGGAAUAUUGGCCUGUGCUUCAAUUCCCAACCCUCUAUUUGAUCUGGCAGGGAUAGCAUGUGGACAUUUCCUGGUUCCCUUUUGGACCUUUUUUGGUGCAACCCUCAUCGGAAAGGCUAUAGUGAAGAUGCACAUUCAGAAACUCCUUGUUAUUAUGGCCUUCAGCAAACACAUUGUAGAACAGAUGGUGACUCUCAUUGGUGCUAUCCCCACUUUAGGCCCUUCUCUCCAGAAACCAUUCCAAGAAUACUUUGAGGCGCAGCGCCUAAAGCUUCAUCACAAAUCUGAGAUGAAGAACAUAAUGGAGAAAGAAAACUGGGUGUCCUGGGUGUUUGAAAAGCUGGUUGUUGUGAUGGUGGCCUAUUUCGUAUUAUCUAUAAUCAAUUCCAUGGCCCAGAGUUAUGCCAGACGAAUCCAGCAGCAAAUGAACUCAGGAGAAAAAAUGAAUUAAAGCAAAGUUUGACAUGUGCAUUCACAGAAAUGAGGAUUAAUGGAGUCAACUGGAAUUGGACUAUUAUAGAAAGAAAAGAAGAAACAACCUCUUUUUCCACACUAAUGAUUUUUUUUCCUGUGGGACUUGAAGGAAAACACCAGGUUUGAAAGCAAUUAGAUCAUACUUGUCAUUGGUACAAUCAUAUGGACUCUUCAUUUCAUUGGGAUGGGUUUUCAUAGAGAGAUAUGGACUUAAAAGUUAUUUCCCAGGUGAAUGCACAGUGGCAAAAUUAAAAUUCAGCCACCUUUGUCUUAAAAAAUCAUUCAAUAAACUUUGUCUUGACAUUAA